Arxiozyma heterogenica is the source of this 1113-nucleotide messenger RNA. RefSeq names its product Smc5-Smc6 complex subunit NSE1 (gene NSE1). Bases 1 to 1113 code for a protein of 370 amino acids. Lineage: Eukaryota; Fungi; Ascomycota; Saccharomycetes; Saccharomycetales; Saccharomycetaceae. Gene Ontology annotation, cellular component: Smc5-Smc6 complex; nucleus. Gene Ontology annotation, molecular function: ubiquitin-protein transferase activity. The transcript has a single exon. The record is from RefSeq and is a predicted model, not a curated record. Gene Ontology annotation, biological process: double-strand break repair via homologous recombination.
AUGACUCAAAACAGCAAUAUAGCACGCCUUUUGUUGAACUACAUACUGACUGCAAGAGGUAUAUGUCAUGAAAAUGCUUUAAUUUUGGCACUAAUAAGAUUGAAAAUAGAUUUUGAUGAAUUUGAUCCAUCAUGGCCAAUCCAAAAAUGGAACGUGGAAUUGAAUAAUGUUAUUAAUGAGAUUAAUAUUAAAUUGAACACUUUAAAUUACAAAAUAGUAAAAAUUAGUCAUGGCAUGGGGAAACAUGCAGUGACCUUGAAAAAUAAACAAAGAUUUAACCUAUUUGAAAAGUCUGAUAUGGAUAAUAAUGAGGAAAAUAAUAAUAAUAAUAAUAAUAAUUAUGAAGAUGAUAGUGGUGCUAAUAUAGGGACCAUUGAUAAAAAUAAUAACAAAAUACUUAGUAUAAUCUUACCGGAGAGUAAUAAAUUUUAUGUCUAUAUCAAUAUGGAAUCCAGUGAAGAAACAAAAUUGGCUACAAGAUUUCAAGAAAAAGAAAUCUCAUUUAUCAAAUGGGUAAUUGACCAAUUUGUAAAUAAUAGCACAGAGAUCCAAUCUAUAUCUUACAAUACAAUAGAUUCUAGUGUAAUAUACAAGGAAAUUAACCAGUUGUUAACUUCGUUUUCAUACCAGCGGAAAGAAUUGAAGAAUGGGUUUAGUGAUGAUGACAGUGAUGAAGAAAAGUCUGGAGAACAAAAUAACAUCAGAUGGAACUCUUUCAUAACUUUUACCUCUAGGUCUACUAAAUUAUUACAAUAUGAGAAUAUGGGGGCAACAGAAAUUGAAGAUUUAUUGUUACAAUUAUGUGAAUUGAAAUGGUUCUAUCGAGACUCAAAUGGGAGAUUUGGAAUAGAUUUACGAUGUAUUGCAGAACUACGUGAUUAUCUGCUUAAUGAAUAUGAUCUACCUCUAUGUCAGCAGUGUCAACAAUUAACAUUACAAGGUGUUAUGUGUGGAAAUGCUGAUUGUUGUAAUGUUGAGAAUAAAGAACAAAAUUCGAUUUUCCAAAGACGUGUAUGGCAUUUGGAUUGUUUCCAACAUUAUAUGCUUCAUGUAAGUCAAACCUGUGAUAAAUGCAAUAACUCCCUACUGAAUAAUGGUAUAUAUAUCAUAUAA